CACAAAUACAACAAUUGUAUAUUUAUACUAUGAACGUGUUUAUAUAGUGUUAAUAGUAAUAAUAGGUAUGUAUACACGUUCAAACACUUUCUUUCAGUGUGUGUAGUUAGUUUAAAAUAUGACUGGAGCAAAGGCACCAGCUCUUGCUCUGUCCCUCAGCUUAGUGGACAAGUAUAGCGAGGGUCAAUUAAGUGCUUUCGAUAGAAACGAUGACGAGGAUAGCGAGGGAGGUAGUGAGGAGGAGGCAGGUGGAACGACUGAGUUAGAUCCGGAACGGUGCAAUAUGUUCAUAUCCAUCGAUAGUAACAAAGGGUUCGAUGCAAAGCUAAAAAUUACUGCAAUCAGUUCGACAAAUAUCUUGAACUUGCUGAUAUAG
Messenger RNA from Sphaeroforma arctica JP610, 376 nucleotides. RefSeq lists its product as hypothetical. NCBI's taxonomy places the organism in Eukaryota, Ichthyosporea, Ichthyophonida. The coding region runs from base 119 to 376 and encodes 85 amino acids. The transcript has a single exon. The record is from RefSeq and is a predicted model, not a curated record.